GCACGAGCCACAGGGGGAGAGAGAGAGAGUUGCACGGCAUAGAUCUGCAGCAGCAUGCUCCUACAGACUGAACAAGCACGAGAGGACUAGACGGACUCCUGAUCUGCGCUCAAGUUCAAACGCUCCUAUUCGACUUUUUCAACACUUGUUUUCCCCCACUUCAACUCUCCGGACCCCGGCACACUUUUCUCUUCAUUUUCCUAUCGUGGAUGAGUGCGGGAAGCGUGGAUGGUUAUGUUUGAAAAGGAUUCAGGACAGAAAGUGGACCAAUCAAAAGGAACAGCCAUGCCUUCUAAUAAGUACUCUGCUGUGAUCAUGGAGGAGAGCAACAACAUGACGGCCACUGCGCCGGUGAACGGAGACACACCUCCAGCUGAGGGCCUAUCAGAGAAUGACAGUGGAGUGGACCUGACCAAUGAGAACAGUCCUCUGACCGCAGCGGAACCGCCCUCUCCCUUCAGCCCAAAGCAGAACGGAGGCGCCGCCUCACCUCAAGAUGGCAACCAGUGCACGAGAGGAAGCAGGAAGAGGAGCAGGAAGAAGUCUGAGGAAGAGGAGAGUACCUGGGCCCCCUACAGUGAGGAGAAGUCUUCAGGAGCGUCUCAGCUGGGUUUGAGACAGACUCCCCGACCCAGAACCAUCUUCCAGGCCGGUCUGACACCGCACGGGCACAACAAACCACGCAGACAGAACCGCAAACAGGAGCACAGCGUGUCACUGUGUGGUGGUCCUCGGGCUGCCGUUCUGUCUGGUGGGGUCCCUGAGGCCCCUCGUCUGGAUCUCAUGGAACAAGACUCCAAGGACUCAGCGCAGAGCAGCAGCACCUCAUCCAGCUCUGAAAUCCAGCCAGAGUACAAUGACAAUAAGGGUUUUGGCAUCGGUGAGCUGGUGUGGGGGAAGAUUAAAGGCUUCUCCUGGUGGCCGGGCAUCGUGGUGACGUGGCGCGUCACCGGCAAACGUCAGGCCAGUCACGGCAUGAGGUGGCUGCAGUGGUUUGGAGACGGAAAGUUCUCUGAGGUGUCAGCAGACAAACUGGACUCCAUCACGGCUUUCCCAAAAUUCUUCAGUCAGGCCUCCUACACCAAACUGGCAUCGUACCGCAGAGCCAUCUUUCAGGCACUGGAGAUGGCCAGUAUCCGGGCAGAGAAGAAGUUCGCUCCCUGUGAGUCUGAUAAUCCAGAGGACCAGGUCAAACCCAUGCUGGACUGGGCAAACGGCGGCUUCCUGCCCAAAGGAGAGGAGGGACUCAAACCUACACACACUGCUGACAGUAACCCUCUGGACCACCAGGUCCUUGAUGUUUCCCUGCCGGAGAAUUUCCCCAGUGCCAAGCGGCCCCGAGUCAGUCUGUGUAAGAACAAGGCGGCCCCUGAGGAGUCCUACAGCAGAGAACAAAUGGUGAAUGAAGUUCUGAAGAAUCAAAGAAGUAUAGAAGAUUUCUGUCUCUCUUGUGGAAAGAUGAAGGCAGCAACCUUCCACCCGCUGUUUGAAGGAGGCCUGUGCCAAACAUGCAAGGACGUUUAUCUGGAGAUGUCCUACAUGUACGAUGACGACGGUUACCAGUCUUACUGCACCGUCUGCUGCGGGGGUCGAGAGGUUCUGCUCUGCGGCAACGUCAACUGCUGCAGGUGUUUCUGUGUAGACUGUCUGGACAUCCUGGUCGACCCUGGAGCGUCAAACAAUGCUCGCUAUCUGGACCCGUGGAGGUGCUACAUGUGCCAGCCGCUUCAGCAGUACGGCGUGCUGAAACAACGACACGACUGGAGCCUCAAGCUGCAGGAGUUCUUUGCCAAUGACAAUGGACAGGAGUUUGAGAAACCAAAGAUUUACACAGCAGUCCCUGCAGAGCAGAGACGACCAAUCAGAGUCCUCUCCCUGUUUGACGGCAUCGCCACAGGAUACCUCGUUCUCAGAGAUCUGGGAUUUAAAGUGGACCAGUACGUGGCGUCAGAAGUGUGCGAGGACUCGAUCUCAGUGGGAGUGGUCAGACAUGAAGGAAAGAUCCAGUACGUCCAUGAUGUCCGGAACAUCACAAAGAAAAACCUGUUGGAGUGGGGUCCUUUUGACCUGGUGAUUGGAGGAAGUCCCUGCAACGACCUGUCAAUUGUCAACCCUGCGAGGAAAGGUCUCUAUGAAGGUACAGGGAGGCUGUUCUUCGAGUUUUAUCGUCUGCUGAGUGAAGCAAAGCCCAAAGAAGGAGAGGACCGGCCAUUCUUCUGGAUGUUUGAGAACGUGGUUGCCAUGGGCGUUAACGACAAAAGGGACAUUUCACGAUUCCUGGAGUGUAAUCCUGUGAUGAUUGAUGCUAUUGAGGUCUCAGCUGCUCACCGUGCCAGAUACUUCUGGGGAAACCUGCCGGGCAUGAACAGGCCUCUUUGUGCCUCUGGGAUGGACAAGCUUGAGCUGCAGGACUGUCUUGAGCACGGCAGAGUUGCAAAGUUUGGGAAGGUGCGUACCAUUACGACCCGCUCCAACUCCAUCAAACAAGGGAAGGACCAGCACUUCCCUGUCCUGAUGAACGGGAAGGAGGACAUACUGUGGUGCACUGAGCUGGAGAGGAUUUUUGGCUUUCCUGUCCACUACACUGACGUGUCAAACAUGGGUCGUGGUGCCAGGCAGAAGCUCCUGGGCCGGUCCUGGAGCGUCCCCGUCAUCAGGCAUCUAUUCGCACCUCUGAAAGACUACUUCGCCUGUGAAUAGACACCACCAAUCACCAGCAAAGAGACCCCUCUAAAGAACAGCUUUCCUUUGUGAUACUGGCUCUGACAAACAUCAGCCACCAGCCUUAAAAAAGCUUUCAGAAAGAGAAAGAAGAGACACUAUGGCCAGAAAAAGGGCACUUUCAUUAGGAAUAAGUGUCACAGGAGAAGGCUUUUGUGAAACCUGGUGUCAAUCCACUACAGUCUUAAAAACAUCCUUACAGAGAGAUACAGCAAAGGGGAGGACCUUUGCUGUGGUAGGAGGAAAGGGAGAGUCAAAAGCCAGGUUUCUGGCUAUUUUAUUUUUAAAAAAGUAGGUGGCAUGCACAGCAGUUUUAAUAGACUUUUAAAUACUUUUAAAAAUGUUUUUAAGUUGACAACACAUAAUAGUUGUAAGGAAAAGUAGAACAGCAUGUCUGCCCCUGACUGUACAACUUUAAGCGGCCCUGUAUCCAACUUUUGAAGUGCAAAAAAUAUCAGAGUUUGCUCAACUCUCUGUUAAAGUAAUGACAACAGCUUGUGUCAAGCAGGCUGCUGUAAAUCUACACACAACACUUUUAAAGUCACUUAAACCAAAGUCAUGAAAGGGAAAGCCCUAGUUCUCUUCUGAAAAUGAUAUUUUGGUACUUUUAAAGUUGGGUUAAAUAAAAUACUUGGCAAUAGUUGUGGCUCUACCUUUCAACAAUUUCGGUGUGUGCUGGCCCUUUAAGAAGGACUCCCAGAGAAUCUAGUGUAUACAGCAUAAAAGAUGGGUACAGUUUCUCUGCAGUGUUUAGAGUUUUAAACAAAAAAUGGGCUGAAAAGCAAUGCUGGCUCAAACAUAUGCUCUGUUAAAAAAUUGCAAUGCAACCUUAGGCUAUACGUUCUACUGUCUACUCCUGAUCAGCUGCGCUGCUUGGGCAUGCAGGCUUCGACAGAAAUUUUCGUUGUAGUGUAUGUUUGAGCCAGCAUCGUUUCUUGGCACAUUUUUAUUUAAAACUCUAAAAAAAACCAUGGAGAAGCUUUACCCAUCUGUUAUGCUGUAUAGGCUAGCUUCCCUCUCUGUACAAUGAGCCAGUCUUUCUUAAAGGGUCAGUGCUCACUGAAACCUCUGGAUGCUAGUGUAACUAUUAUUGCCAAGUACCUCAUAUGACUCAACUUUAAAAAUACCAAAAUAUCCCUUUUAGGCUAACUGCUGCUCCACUAGUGUUUCCUGAGUUUAGUUUACCCAAAAGUGUUUCUUUCAUCACGACACUGUGAAUUUCUUUCAGAAAUCAGUUAUGAUAAUAACUUACAACUUAACGGGAAAUAACAGCUGAAUAUCUGUUACUCUAAUCAGAAACAAAAUAUAUAUAUGGGAUCAUCCAGCAGCAACACAGCCCAGGAUUCUUGUCCAUUGCUUCCAAAAAUUCUGAUCUUCACUUAAAUCUAGUUUCUUACUUUCUUCCCUGUUGAGCAGCUUUUUCCUUUCUGGAUAGGCGUAUUUGAAAGAAAUCUUUUGUGUUGUAAUUGAGCUGCUUUUUAUAGUGAAACACAUUCAGGAUAAGAAACAACUGGAGUAUGAGCUAACCUGGAAAUUAAACAGGAUUUUGCCUUUUUAUUCAGAUGAGAUUAUAAUUGCUGUCUCUUCAUUAAAAAAAUAUAUAUAUAUGUAUUUUCUUUUUCUCUUUAGUUUAUAUGAGUAACAAUAGCUUCUUUAGGAAAGUAUAACAUUUUGAAAGAUUAUGUUUUUGUGUAGACAGCAUAAAACUUUUAUGUAGCAAUGUUGCAGUCUCCCUCAGAGCCACAAACAAAUACUUGAAACUAUCCAAUGCAAAAUAAUCAAUGUUUAUCCUACUGUAGAUGUUUAGAUUCCACUUUAAAGGGCUAGUUUAGCAUCUUGAAUCAGGGUUGUAUGAGUUACCUGUCAACAGUAAACACAUUAGCUCAGCAGAUGCUGGCAGCAUGGCUCCUAUAAGGAGAGAGAGAGUAGGCAUGGAAGCAGGCCUUCAUAAUAUAACAUAUGUGUAUGUUUGCUCCAGGAUAUUUUGCUCAUGGAAGACAGUGUUAAAAGCAAAGUAUGGGUAAAUGCAUAGUAUAUGGAGAAAAAUCACAGCAUUUUACUUGUCUUCUAGCAGGUCCUUGCUUCUGCUAGAACACAGGAUAUGCGGCGUGCUGAAGAAGUGAUACAGCAAGGGGGGUUGCUCACUGAAAGUAAAGCAUUAUGAUUUUUUUUAAAUAUAGUCCACAUGUACUCAAAGAAAAAUUGCAUGAAGAAAAAGAUGCAUGUGCUAACCAAAGCCCUCAUAUAAGCAUGAGUCGAAAUAAACCUCCAUAUUUUUACCACAUUUACAGCAGACUACUUUUAGAAGACAGUAACAGUAAGCCUUUGCAGUGUCACAAAGUACAAUUAACAAGCCCCCAGCAUUUAUUAUGUAUCAAGCAGGCAUCUGCAAAGUUGCCUAUAUUUCCUUUCUUCAUAUUCAUCUCUCUACUCCGUGACCCUACAAAUGUUUUCCUUAGUGGUGUAACCAGCUUAUCCAACACCAGUUAAACUAUGACACCGUUGUGUACAUCAUACAAAAUAAAUGAUAAAAACUUGGCAUUGAAGUUAAAUCUUUUGGCUAUUUCAUUCUGGAACUUAUAAUUGUUUUAUUAUCAUUUAAAAUUUUACCUCAGUUUUAAAUUAGGUCCAUGUGUUUUUGCAAAUGACCUCUAAUGGCCCACUUAGCACGGCCCACACUUGGGUAGUACUCUGCUAAGUUAUAAAGCCUAGAUUCCAUGCCUGCUCUUGCCCUCCCUCUCCUUAAAGGAGCCAUGCUGACCAGCACCUGUAACAGUAUGACCUCACUUACCUCCAUUGUUUACAUGCAUUCAUGAACUGAGGAGUCUUUUCAAUAAAACCUGCACUUCAUAAGGUGUUUUGCUAACCAGUGUUGUAGUUGCAUGGAUGACCUUGAGGGAGAAAAGAUGUUUAAAAAUGGUGAUGCCCUCUGGCCAUGCACUGCUGCAUGCUCACAUGUGUGAAGCAUGCAUUGCAAAGCAGGAAGGCAUCGCCACUUUUGAAGCAGUGUCUCUCCCUCAGUGUGUAAAAACCACCCAUGAGAUGAUUAUGAUGGCUUAGUGAUCUAUAAAUACGCAUUUUCAAGUGCAUUUCUUAUAGAAAAGACUCCUCAAUUUAUAGGACGAAGGUAAGCAGUGGAGGGUGGAGUAGAGGGAUCUCUCACUUUGCAGCUUGGGUGCAUCCUGUGAGGUUGCACCUUUUUUUGGCUAAUAUUACGGAUGAAAAGAUACCACUUAUUUUCAGACCAAGUACUAGUAGUUAGAUUUGGGAACUCACGAUAUCAGUAUUAAAAAUGCAAAUACAAUUUUUGAAACUAUUUGAAAGUUUGUGUUAUUUUCAUCAGACAUUCUUUACCCUUCCUCUUGACUGUUUAUCAGGGUAUAGUUUGCAGCCUGCUCUACUUUUGGCACCUCCAUUUAUGUUAAAAUGUCUCCAAACUGCAGACGUCACUUCAACUUGCCAACCUAUCAUGCUGUAAAACAAUAUCAGGUACAGAAUCUGCAAUUUUAACAUACUUACUAUCACCAAUUACCUCGUACAACCCCACUUAAAACAUACUGAACUAUCUGUUAAAAAUAGUAUUAUCUAGUUUUUUGCAGUGGCUGAUAUCAGUGGACACAUGUGGCUCAUUUAAAAUCAGGAGAGAGAGUUCAAAAGGGGGUUUCACAGCUUUCAAGAAACAAGAAAAUGGUGGGAAACACUGGUAAAUGCACAUUAUUUUGUGAACUAGCACUGACUCCUUUUCCUUUAAAGGACUUUUUCCAGUUUCAGAGAUUUUGACGAGAACUGCCUUAAAAAGCGUUUUUAUUGCCUGGCAUACUCUAUGCUAAAGCUUUAGCAUGUUCACCAGAAGUGAUAGAUAUUUUACUGUGUGGUUUAUCUUUUUUAACAAGUUUUUGAUGUGUCUAGUGGACCGAACUCACCGAACUCAGUGCAGUUUUUUUAUAAACCUGUUGUUUUGUUUUUAUAACUGGAUGGUUUUUAAAUGCUGUCACCAAAUCAAACUAAACGGGCAUUACCUCAGACAAAGGGGGCAACUGUGUAUCAUUCCUCCUGUAGGAUCUCUCUUCUGUGAAUAUAUACUGUAGCUUUCUGCUCCCUCAUGCCCUGUGUAUAUAUAGCUUUUAUUUUUAUCACUGGAACUAUUUUUAAACAAUGUUUCAUGUACUGUAUUGGUAGAAAGGUUUACAAGUGUUGAAACUCUCUUGUUUGACCAAUAACAAAAAAAUGCACAAGCUUUCUUGAAGAGUUUUUCAUUGAGACACAGACAACUUCAGUGCUUAAAAUUCCCCUAACAGUGCCAAUGGUGACUUCUUCAAGUCUUCAAGUGUGAUAUUAGUCCUUCUAAAAACCAAAAAGUAAUUGUUUACAUGCCUCACUAAUACUGCUGAAUGUUUUUGCUUGAAAACAGACCAUAAAAAUAGUCUAGGUUUUCUUAACUUUUAGUAACAACUAAAAACUUUUGUAUUGAGAACAUAUAUUUACAUGAUAUAAAGCUUGCUUGAAAUUUGUAAUGUUAUAGCACGAUAUAGAGCAUAGUAAUCAAUAGCUUUUGAAAUCUUGUGUAGAUUAGUGUGUAUUUGUAGAUUUGAGUGUGUCUUAUAACUAAGUUUUUAACUAGAACAUUUUUAUGCUUUACUUUUGCCCAGAGUAACAUUUUUAGGAUUGUUUCUUUUGCUUUUUUGCCUUUUUAAAAAUCUAUGGUGCAAACAUGUUUGAAAGAACAGAUUAUGUGCUAUUUUUAUACUUUAUUUGAUGUAUUUUUAUGUUUGUAUACUUCUUAUAGCAACCUAUAUAUAAUUUUUACUCAAUAAAACGCAG
Messenger RNA from Cheilinus undulatus (humphead wrasse), 7542 nucleotides. RefSeq names its product DNA (cytosine-5)-methyltransferase 3B-like. Lineage: Eukaryota; Metazoa; Chordata; Actinopteri; Labriformes; Labridae. Bases 229 to 2700 code for a protein of 823 amino acids. Gene Ontology annotation, biological process: negative regulation of transcription by RNA polymerase II. The record is from RefSeq and is a predicted model, not a curated record. The transcript is spliced from 22 exons. Gene Ontology annotation, molecular function: DNA (cytosine-5-)-methyltransferase activity, acting on CpG substrates; DNA binding. Gene Ontology annotation, cellular component: nucleus.